Messenger RNA from Laetiporus sulphureus 93-53, 381 nucleotides. RefSeq lists its product as uncharacterized. The record is from RefSeq and is a predicted model, not a curated record. The coding region runs from base 1 to 381 and encodes 126 amino acids. The transcript is spliced from 3 exons. NCBI's taxonomy places the organism in Eukaryota, Fungi, Basidiomycota, Agaricomycetes, Polyporales, Laetiporaceae.
AUGUGCCAACAGAGACAUGGUAUCGUGCACGCAUAUGCUCUGCCCUCCGAUUCCGCCGCUGCACACGCGACUAAGCAGCAGAAGCUGCGAGAUCCGGCCCUCCUCGGAAGAGAGCGCCUCGGACAUACAAUCUGGAGAACCAAACGCAAUAGCCUGCCGAACAUCUUUGCUCGCACCCUUCCUUCCAUGAAAGAAGCAGACUCCACUCGCGCCAAGCGCUCUGCACUCAUCCGUUCCGUCUUCGUCUCACCGCAGCUACCUGAGACCGCCGCCGCUGGCCAGAAAAUGGCCGAGCUGCGCGAAUACGUACGCUCUACGGAGUGGGAGGAGACUUUAAGGAGGAUGGUGGAUGUCGCUGCCGCGGCGAGCCUUGCGCUGUAA